This is a messenger RNA of Capsicum annuum, 627 nucleotides long. RefSeq lists its product as uncharacterized. NCBI's taxonomy places the organism in Eukaryota, Viridiplantae, Streptophyta, Magnoliopsida, Solanales, Solanaceae. The annotation marks the transcript as partial. The record is from RefSeq and is a predicted model, not a curated record. The transcript has 2 exons.
GGUGCUCGAGGUAGUACUCAGGCAGGCAGGACAGGAGGUCGGUCAGGUGGCGGGCGUGGUCAGUUAUAUGCAGUACCUGCUAGACCCGAGACUGAUAUUUCGGAUGCUGUAGUGAUAAGUACAAUUUUGGUGUGUCGCAAGUCGGCUCUUGCUUUAUUGGAUCCCGGAUCCACUUAUUCUAAUAUAUCUUCUUAUUAUACACCAUGGUUGGAUUUGACUAGUGAUUUAUUAUCUGUGCCAUUGCGCGCAUCUACUCACGUGGGUGAUUCUUUAGUAGUGGAUCGAGUGUUUAGAUCAUAUGUUAUGACAGUCAGUGAUGUUGAUACUUAUGCUGAUCUUAUUAUUUUGGAUAUGCUAGAUUUCGAUGUGAUACUAGGAAUGGGUUGGUUAGCUCACUAUCAUGCGGUCAUGGAGCCUGUUUUGCAAGAGCAUAUUCUUUUUGCCAAGUUCUCCAAAUGCCAGUUUUGGCUUAAGUCGGUAUCUUUGCUCGAACAUGUGGUGUCCAAGAUGGGUAUUAUAGUAGACCCGACUAAGAUUUCAAUGAUUCUUGAUUGGGCUAGGAUUGUGUCUCCGACUGAGAUUCGCAGUUUUAUUGGUUUGGCGGGUUACUAUAGGCACUUUGUUUAG